This is a messenger RNA of Lycium ferocissimum, 792 nucleotides long. RefSeq lists its product as uncharacterized. Bases 1 to 792 code for a protein of 263 amino acids. The transcript has 3 exons. Gene Ontology annotation, biological process: chromatin remodeling. The record is from RefSeq and is a predicted model, not a curated record. NCBI's taxonomy places the organism in Eukaryota, Viridiplantae, Streptophyta, Magnoliopsida, Solanales, Solanaceae. Gene Ontology annotation, cellular component: nucleus.
AUGACUUAUGGGGGGCUAAAGUAUGGCAAAAGAGCAAAAAUGGAGGAGAUGAAAGAAUGGAGAAGUGUGGAAAAAGGAGGUGGAAUCCGAGCAGCAGUCACGGCGAACAGUAAUUUCGGUGAACAGUGCUCCGGUGAACACUCGACCUUUAUUAUAGUGGCUGCAGUGGAUGAUAGUAGAGUAAGGUCAUGUCCUCAAGGGGGAGGAGGGGUGGGAGGUAGGAAGAGGGUUAAGGGCGGAAAGGGAGCGGCUAGGCUGAGAAUUGGGUCCUGGAACAUUGGCACCCUGACGGGGAAGUCUAUAGAGUUGGCGAAGAUUCUUAAGAAGAGGAAGAUCAACAUAGCAUGCGUCCAAGAGUCUAGAUGGGUGGGAGAUAGGGCCCGGGAUGUAGAUGGGUUUAAGUUGUGGUUCUCAGGAGGCCCUAAGGGCAAGAAUGGAGUUGGCAUUCUAGUUGAUAGAGAGCUCCGUGAUCUGGAGGUAGGGGUCAGGAGGGUGAGUGAUAGACUGAUGACUAUUAAGAUAGUAGUUGGAGGGCAUACUUUAAACAUGGUUAGUGCUUACGCACCGCAGGCGAGCCAGGAUGAGGAGAUCAAAAGGCAAUUCGGGGAGGAUUUGGACGAGGUUGUGCGAGGUUUUUCGCACUCAGAAAAGCUUUUUCUUGGUGGUGAUUUCAAUGGCCACAUCGGGUCGUCGGCUAGGGGAUACGAUGAUGUGUAUGGAGGCUUCGGGUUUGGGGAUAGAAAUGAGGGAGGUACGGCACUGUUGGAUUUCGCGGAGCUUUCGAUUUGGUGA